Messenger RNA from Danaus plexippus (monarch butterfly), 4272 nucleotides. RefSeq names its product SWI/SNF-related matrix-associated actin-dependent regulator of chromatin subfamily A containing DEAD/H box 1 homolog (gene Etl1). Gene Ontology annotation, cellular component: nucleus. Gene Ontology annotation, molecular function: DNA binding; ATP-dependent chromatin remodeler activity; chromatin binding. Bases 148 to 2766 code for a protein of 872 amino acids. The record is from RefSeq and is a predicted model, not a curated record. NCBI's taxonomy places the organism in Eukaryota, Metazoa, Arthropoda, Insecta, Lepidoptera, Nymphalidae. The transcript is spliced from 15 exons.
CGCGGAUAAAAAUGGCCGCAGUGUUGUCUUCGUGUUUGAAUGGUGUGGUAUGAGGUUUUCGCAAUUUUAACUUUACUUAAUUAAAAAAUCUAUAUACAUUAAAAGAACAAUUUUCGGGCAGAUCAUUAUUAAUCAUAUCUCAUUGCGAUGUCUGAAAGUACGAGUCCUAGUGUAUUAAGUUAUCUAAGACAAUAUAGAUUUCAAAAGAAACCUACCCCAGGUUCUAGCGGGGUUGUAACUGUUUCAGCAUCAUCUUCUGGCUCUCCAUCACAAAUUCGUAUGCCAGCUCCAAGCACAGCAAAUAGAAAUGGACCUAUAGUAUAUAAAAGAAUUAGAAUCCAAGAUUCUGAUUCAGAUGACAACCCAUCACCAGCUAAGAAGGUUGUGGUAGAACUAACAACAGCAGUCAAAGAAAGAAGGUUCCGGAACAUGCUAGAAAUGUUUCCUGAUAUUUCUCCUCUAUUUGUAAAGAACACUUUGGUGAAACAUGGUUGGAAUGAGGAGAGAUCUCGUGAUGAGCUCCUCAAACACGAUCCAGAGAGUAAUGACAAAGCUUCAUCAUCCACAUUCUUUGCAUCCCGUCCCGGAUUUUCUGGACAAUUACCGAGAACCAAUGGUAUGAUAGUCAGAGUUACCAGCGGGCCUAGUGUGGGAGUUAGAAAACCCUUAGCCGCUAAAGGAGGAAGGGCGAGACGAGGUAGCAGCGGCAGUGAAGAUGACGACUAUGGAGUUAGAAAGGGCAAAGAUGACAGAGUAUAUGACAGUGAGGACUCCGAUAAUGAGGUGACAGAUGAUCUUGUAGGUGAUAAACGAAAGGUGUUUGAGUUCCUUAACACAAGCAGCAUGAAUGAAUUGUCUUUACUAAGUGGCUGUUCCCAGAAGAAGGCGGAGGCGAUAAUGGCCCAAAGACCGUUUAAAGGCUGGGUGGAUAUGGUAGAAAAAUUCAAUAACAACAAGAUGUUGAGCACAGAUCUGUUGAAUUCAACACAAGAGUUGCUAAGCACUAGGAACAAUAUUCAGCGUUUGAUGAAGAAGUGUGUGGGGCUCGCCCAGCAGUUAGAGUCCGCAGUGGCAGCUGGAGCUGGGAGGUUGAAGCAACCUGGAAUACUAGACUCCAGUCUGAAAUUGGCACCUUAUCAGCUGGUAGGUUUGAACUGGCUGGCUGUACUUCACAAACAGGGAGUAUCAGGUAUAUUGGCUGAUGAAAUGGGACUUGGGAAAACGGUACAAGUUAUAGCAUUUCUUGCGCACUUGAAGGAAACGGGACAGGCUAGGGGAACACAUCUGAUUGUUGUACCUGCAAGUACUUUAGAUAAUUGGAGUAGUGAGCUGUCGCGGUGGUGUCCUUCACUCAGGGUCAGCAAGUACUAUGGAAAUCCUGAAGAGAGGAGACAGCUCAGGAUAGAGUACUCCAGAGGACUGGAUCAGAUAGACAUUGUACUUACCACUUACACAAUGGUGUCCAGCUGUCCCGAGGAACGUAAAAUGUUUCGUAUAACACCUAUGCACUAUGUGGUCUAUGAUGAGGCUCACAUGCUCAAAAACAUGUCCACACAGAGAUAUGAUAAUUUGCUUAAAAUAAAGUCGAAGCAUCGUCUAUUGCUAACGGGGACACCGCUUCAGAACAAUCUGGUGGAGUUGAUGUCUCUACUGUGCUUCGUCAUGCCGCACAUGUUCUCUGGGAACACCGAUGACCUCAAGAAUCUGUUCCAGAAGAACGCGAAAGCAAAAACCACAAAAAAGACAAAUGGCAACACCGAUGACGAAGUGCCGGCGUUCGAGCAAAGUCAGAUCACUCAAGCUAAGAGGAUUAUGAAACCGUUUGUUCUGCGUCGGCUAAAGCGCGACGUGUUACAAGACCUACCUCAGAAGACGAACCACACAGAACUGUGCCCUAUGUCGGAGAAACAGCAGAGGCAGUACAAAGAGCUCAUAGCUGGCUUUGCGGCUAAAGAUGGAACAAUCCACGCAACGACGGAACAAAGCGGCAUAUCGAUGAUGAUGGACAUGCGUAAACUGGCCAACCAUCCCCUACUACUGCGUUACCACUACGACCAACACACUACCCGCAAGAUGGCCGCCCGCCUGGCCAGGGAUCCCGACUACAAGGAGAAGAACGAACAAUAUCUGUUCGAUGAUCUCAUGUGCAUGUCCGACUUCCAAAUACAUCAACUCACCCAACAGUACUCUUGUAUUAGACAAUAUGCAGUGCCAGAUACUUUAAUAGAAGAUUCCGGCAAGUUCCAAAAGUUAGACUCAAUGCUGCCACAAUUGCAAGCUGAAGGUCAUCGAGUGCUCAUCUUCAGUCAGUUCACGAUGAUGUUGGAUGUCAUCGAGCCUUACCUUAGAAUGAGAAACUACAGGUACCUCCGGCUAGAUGGCAGCACUGCAGUCAAUGAAAGACAAGACCUGAUUGAUCAGUACAAUACCGAGGAUAUAUUUGUGUUCCUGUUGUCCACGAAGGCGGGCGGGCUGGGCAUCAAUCUGACCGCAGCGGACACUGUCAUUAUACACGAUAUAGACUUUAAUCCAUAUAACGACAAGCAGGCAGAAGACAGAUGUCACAGGAUGGGUCAGACCCGCCCGGUCACUAUAUACCGUUUGCUGAGCGCUGGUACCAUCGAGGAAGGUAUCUAUCAGGUUGCUCAGGAAAAACUUAACUUGGAGAAACACGUCACUGGCGCUGAUGAAAACGAAUCGACAGAGCAAAAGAAUGUCGUCCGCCUGUUGUCCGCGGCGUUGGGUCUGACGUCACCGAACAAAUGACUGUUGGCCAACAACAGUGUCAUCGUCAUUGACUAGUGGUCACUGUACUGAGAGGAUCAUAAGGACUAGUGAUCACUAGUGGGAGCGAUCACAUGGGUUAAUGAGUACAGGGACGAGAUAUCACAACACUGGUGUGAUCACAUUAAACGAUCGUUAAUAAUGAGUGAUCAUAGCAUGUGAUGGAUGUGAUAGAUGAACAGACUUGUUGUGUUGUUGUGACAGUGAGUGUUUAAAGUGCGACUACAGUGUCAUUUGGCUUUGCCUGUACCUUAUUUGUUAUGCGAGUCGUUAUUACAUUAUUCUAAUAGCAUGUGCGGGUUCACGCGAGCGUUUCUAUCAAUAUUGUGUUAAGUGAAUGAAAUUAUUAGUUUUUAUGAAUUAAGAAUAUUGCAUUUUGGUGAAAACAAAAAUACUUAAUAGGCCAUUGUAGUGGUGUAAGACGUUGUUAUUUUUAUGAAUAACUUAAUUGUAGGAACUCAUUACUGUUUUUUUACAAGAAAAUAAUAUAUGUUCCCGCUUGCUAUUAGUAUAAUGUGAUAAAAUAUUUAAAAUUUAUCUAAUAAAUGUGUUAAUUAUAUACAAAUUUUUGCUUUUACAUACUGCCUUUCAAACACUUAUAAGACUGGACAUUAUUUUGGUAUACAUUUUACAGAUCAAAUAUGUUAAUAAUUUGCUAUCCGCAAAUAGUUUGAACACACAUCUAUUAUGGGAUAUCUCAAUGUGAUAUGGCAUAGGGUAGUAUAUAUGAAGACAUUUCUACACAGAAUGGUUUCAUAGUGAGUGAGCUUAUGUUUUGUUUAGAUUCAAUAAAAUACUUGGUGUAAAUCAAAAUGUAUGUAUGUAAUAUUAAAAAAAAAAAAAAGGUUAAGGAUUACUGGCACAAAACUGUAUACCAUAAAAAGAAAGGAGUUAUAUUAAAAAAAAAAAAAUGCUUGAGAAAAAUAUAAAUAAUAAUAACGAAUAUGCUUAAACGUUUAAUCUUACGACGUAGUUUCAAUUGUUCCUUUUUGUUGUAUAUAUGAGUAAAACUAUUAUAACAUACAAUAUUUUUGUAUUCAAUAGACGGACCACCAAAGUGAAAGUUUUAGUUAAUUAUUUAUUUGUUAUAUAUAUAUAUAUUUGUAUUUUAUAUCAUUCCAUAUGUACCGUUAGUUGAAAACAUGUUAGUGUGUACCGUUUUCUUAAAUAACAUUUUUGUAAAUAUCAUUUGAUAGGCUGGUUUCCUAAAUUCUGAUUUGUUUUGAAUGUAAUUUAAUAAGUUGAAGGCCAUUUGAUGAUUAUUAUAAUGAGAUGUUAUAUAUGUAUUUAGUUAAGUAGAAAAAUUUUUUGUUUGUCUCGAACGAUGAGGUAGUAUGUGUAAGUAUUGUAACAAUGUUUCAGGUUUCUCCGCCAGAUUCAUCUCAUAGUGUAUCCAUAAAAGGAUAAUUUUUCCUUUUAUAUCUGUUAGUUAUUAUUGAUUGUACUAAGAUUCUCAACUUGUAAAAUAUAUACAAAAAUUGUACAUAA